This is a messenger RNA of Mercenaria mercenaria, 1607 nucleotides long. Its product is annotated as piercer of microtubule wall 1 protein-like. The coding region runs from base 136 to 453 and encodes 105 amino acids. The record is from RefSeq and is a predicted model, not a curated record. Gene Ontology annotation, biological process: axoneme assembly. The transcript has 4 exons. Gene Ontology annotation, cellular component: axonemal microtubule. Lineage: Eukaryota; Metazoa; Mollusca; Bivalvia; Venerida; Veneridae.
GAUACAUCGUCCGGAUGUAGUCAAUGCGCAGGUCUUGUUGUCACUGGCAACACAAAUAACUGUUUCUUGUCGUCGUAAUUUUUGUAAACAAACAUUAACUGUUGUAUUUAAUAAGCUUUCAGUGUAGAAGAUAACAUGUCCAUGGAACAAUCACAGCAGAUGGCUGCAGAGGAUGGAGCCACAUGUGGAAAUGAGAAAACAUCAGAUUAUUACAGAACAUCAAAUAUACCAAACAGAUUUGAAAAUCCAGACUGGUUCCAGGGAUAUGGAGGAAAACAACAGCACCCCAUGUACAGAACAACUUCAAUGACAUACGGUCAAAAAGCUCCCUCUGUUCACACAAUGCCAACAUCUUUCUAUUGCAGAUCUCAAAAAUUCUCAGAACAUUUAGGUACCUGUGGCAUGUAUAGAAAUCACUCCCUCAACACAGCACAGGACAACAGCAAAGUCUAACAAAACAGUAUUUUUAAACAUAGAAAAAAUCAUGUAUACAAUUACUCUCAAUUUUUUUUUAAAAGUGAAAUAAAGAAAUGAUAACCCCACCCUAAAGUCAGUUAGUGUCUUAUUGAAGUGGACAAAGAAAGAAAAAACACCUAUGACCAUAAUGCUUUAGGUAUGUGGUAAAUAUUGAAGAAACAUGAUAAAUGAAUAUAAAAGCAAUUUUAAGUACAAUUUUCUGUGUUUAACUUCUAGGGCUUGAAGGAUUAUGUACAUAUAGUUAAAGCAGGACUUUAUGAAAUACAGCUUUUUGUAUGGUAAGAAUAUAAAUAUACUUUUAACAGUGCAAGAUGUGGUAGAUCUCCCUUGUAACGGAACAACACUAUGAUCAGACUUUUUGCUUGGUUAAAAGUUCGCUGUAUUUGAAAUUGGUUUUGUUUCGCAAAGUAUAAUUUUUGCGAUAUUUGGCCAUCUGGUGAAAUGUAUACAUAUUUAUGAUAAUAAUAGCUCUUUCAUCAGCAGUGACAGCAAAUAAAGCGCCAAUAAAGUCGAUCCCUCCUAAAAUUUCUGAUGUGACAAAUGUUACACAAACUGCAUGUAUAUUAAUUAAUAAUUACAUGUAUGUAAAAGUGUAGGCAGAAAAUAAUGAGACGCACAUUCUAUACAGUUCUAAUCUAACAUACCGGUAGGUAUCUGUCAGUAAUAUUAUUCAAGUAGUUCCAUUUCAGUCUGUUUUGUAUGCGCAGUGUUAACAGUAUUUAGAUGCUAAUGAAAAGAGCUAUUAAAAAUUGUACAUGUAUAAACACAAUGCUCAAUACGGUGAAUAUCUCCUUUAUAGAAAGAAAAGUGUUUACCUACGUUUGUGAGAAAUGCAUGCUAUGGCAGUGAUGAUGAAAUUAACGACACUGCUGCUUGUCACAAAAUGAAUUUUAAUAUUAUUUUAUAAAGAAACACAACGGAUUUGUUUAUAGUAUGUGUAUAAUUGUGCAGAAUACAGAAUGUAUGAGUGAAUUUGUUCUAUCUUUUUUUAAAUAGAAUUGUUGGACAGAGGUUCUAUAUAUUGUUUCUUUUUCACCACUUAUUGCUACUUCACAUAAAAUUGUUGAUUUUCAUGUGUUUUCUGUGAUAGAGUAGAAAUGUUGAAUAAAAUGCUGUCAAAUGAAAAACAA